AUGAAGAUAACUUUUGUAAAAAUAAUUAAUUGUUUUUCUUCCUAUCUCUUAAUUCAAUUAUGUUUAUUUAAAACUUGUCUAAAUUCAAAGGCAUAUGAAAAUGAUGUAUCUCCAUCAUUUAAUAAGGUUCCAUUAUCUAAUGGUCCCUUAGAUCUACCAUCAGGUGUAACAAUAAAUCUAGGGUUAAGAAGGAGAAAAUAUAGUUCAAAUGAACAAAAAAAUGAUACAUACUUGAAAAAUGCACUUAAUGAUGAUGCAAAGAUAUUAAAAGAGUCUAUAAAUAAGAGUAAUUUUCGCAAGCCAGAAUGGGAUAACAAUUCAGUUGAGGAAAAGUUAUCUUAUGACUUCCCACCAUGGCUAUCUGAAAUGAUAAGCUCGUUCGAUAAGAGCAAAAGUACUUUAGGCUCUUUAGGUGUUGAGAAUUUGCCUGACCUAAACGAGUGCAAGAAAAUAAAUCAUUUAUCAAAGCAAAUGCUAUGUAUAAUUGAAGGCCUUGAUCGAAUAAAGGAAGUUUACGAAAAUGCUAAGGAUAUCACAUCUUUGACUGCCCGUGUCCUUGCGGGGGGAAGGCUAGCAGUGAAAGCUUUAACAAGACUGAAGACGUUGGCAUCUACCUUGGAAAAUAAGCAAUUAAUGAAAUCCUUAGGAACGCCAAUGGCCACCUUAAUAUUGUUACAACGCGAAUCCACCUCAGAUAGAAAUCGAUGGUUAUGUGGAAGUAUCUUAACUUUAUUAACUGACUUACCCGUAGUGUCUGACUUGGCUGAUAUAAAAACGGGUUCAUAUGGCCACGUUAAUGUUAUAAUGCCAAGACAAUCCAGAGUUCGUAACGCAGAUAGAAAUAUUUUAAGACUAAGAGAAGGUGCUUCUCCAUCAUAUCUUAUAAACGGAUAUACAUCUAUUCAAGCAAAUUAUACAACAUAA
This is a messenger RNA of Plasmodium adleri (nom. inval.), 924 nucleotides long. Its product is annotated as conserved Plasmodium protein, unknown function. Bases 1 to 924 code for a protein of 307 amino acids. The record is from RefSeq and is a predicted model, not a curated record. The transcript is spliced from 13 exons. NCBI's taxonomy places the organism in Eukaryota, Apicomplexa, Aconoidasida, Haemosporida, Plasmodiidae.